AUGCUGAUGAUGGGAGGAGAUAUUAGCUGGGCGACUUUACUCGUCGUGUUGGCAUCUGUUCAACAAUUCUUUCCAAACCACCUAAAAAUCGCCAUUAGUGAGUUUCUUCUCUCCACAAUCCAACAACUCUCCUUUUUCCAGAGAUAUUCCGACAGAUUCAUCAACUUCUUCUCCCCUUACGUGGACAUCACCUUCUCUCAGUACGAUGAUUAUCAGUUCAACCACGCUUUCGCAGCCAUCGAGACCUACCUUGGCACAAAAGCAACCGAUAAAGCCAAACACCUCAGAGCAAUCCAGGUUAGAGAUAGUAAAGGCCUGGUCUUGAAACGAGACGACGCUAAUCUCCGGGAUGAGUACGAAGGGCUUGCUGUCUGGUGGGCCAUUGAAACUGAUGCCCAAGGAUAUAGAAGAUACAAGCUCACUUUCCAUAGGAGCUCACGAGAUGUUGUGACAGAGUCAUACGUAAAACACGUUGUUGAAGAAGGGAAACUGAUUGAAGCCAAGAACAAGAAGAUGAAGUUGUUUACAAACAAUCCAAGCACUCAAUGGGGUUCUAACAAGACGAGUUUCUGGAGAUACAUCGAUUUUGAGCAUCCCUCAUGUUUUCAGACAUUAGCUAUGGAUCCAAAGAAGAAGGAAGAGAUCUUGAAUGAUCUUGUUGCGUUUAGCAACGGGAAAGAGUAUUACAAGAAGAUUGGGAAAGCUUGGAAGAGGGGUUACUUGCUCUAUGGGCCACCGGGGACCGGUAAGUCUACAAUGAUCGCUGCGAUGGCGAAUCUUUUAAACUAUAGCAUAUAUGAUCUUGAACUCACAGCAAUAAAGAACAACUCGGAGCUGAGGAAACUGCUCACUGCUACUUCUAGCAAGUCGAUUAUUGUGAUUGAAGACAUUGAUUGUUCUUUGGAUCUCACGGGUGAAAGAAACGAGAAGGAGAGCCAGUUGAUGAAUCAGAAGAAAGAUGGAGAACAAGUACUCAAAGAGCAAGACAAGAGUUUUGUAACAUUGUCCGGGCUCUUAAACUUCAUAGACGGGAUUUGGUCUGCUUGUGGACAAGAGAGGAUUAUUGUCUUCACGACGAAUCACUUGGAAAAACUUGACCCGGCUUUGAUCAGGAGAGGAAGAAUGGAUAUGCACAUUGAGCUGUCUCACUGUACUUUCGAGGCGUUCAAGAUUCUCGCUCAGAACUAUUUGGAUCUUGAUACUCAUCCUCUGUUCAGUGAAAUCGAGUCUUUAUUGAAGGAAACGAAGAUCGCACCAGCUGAUGUUGCUGAGAACCUGAUGAAGAAGAAUCGUGAAAUAGAUAUUGAUGGAUCUCUCAACGAUCUAAUUAAAGCUCUGAAGAAAAAGAAGAAGAUUCAGGAAGUCCAACUAGUAGAUGAUAACAAGGAGAAACAUGGUAACAAGACAUUUAAUCCAUUUCGCUUGAUAUUUUGA
Messenger RNA from Microthlaspi erraticum, 1434 nucleotides. The record is from the annotation of a GenBank genome assembly. NCBI's taxonomy places the organism in Eukaryota, Viridiplantae, Streptophyta, Magnoliopsida, Brassicales, Brassicaceae.